This is a messenger RNA of Echinops telfairi (small Madagascar hedgehog), 2300 nucleotides long. It is a transcript of the gene SNX4, whose product is annotated as sorting nexin 4. Gene Ontology annotation, molecular function: phosphatidylinositol binding. Bases 1 to 1197 code for a protein of 398 amino acids. Gene Ontology annotation, biological process: protein transport. NCBI's taxonomy places the organism in Eukaryota, Metazoa, Chordata, Mammalia, Afrosoricida, Tenrecidae. The transcript is spliced from 12 exons. The record is from RefSeq and is a predicted model, not a curated record.
AUGACAGAAAAUAAUUUUUGGUUGAAGAAGAUAGAAAUCAGUGUUUCCGAAGCAGAAAAACGAACUGGAAGAAAUGCCAUGAACAUGCAAGAGACAUACACUGCUUACCUCAUUGAAACAAGGUCAGUUGAACAUAGUGAUGGCCAGAGUGUCCUGACGGACUCUCUUUGGAGGCGCUAUAGUGAAUUUGAGUUGUUGAGAAACUACCUGUUAGCGUUCUAUCCCCAUGUUGUUGUACCACCUCUACCAGAGAAAAGGGCAGAGUUUGUGUGGCAUAAACUGUCUGCUGACAACAUGGAUCCAGACUUUGUGGAAAGACGACGCAUCGGUUUAGAAAACUUCCUCUUGAGGCUUGCGUCCCACCCCAUCCUGUGUCGAGACAAGAUCUUCUAUUUGUUUUUGACACAGGAAGGAAACUGGAAGGAGACUGUGAAUGAAACGGGGUUUCAGCUAAAGGCAGACUCCAGGUUAAAAGCGCUUAAUGCAACAUUCAGAGUGAAAAACCCAGACAAGAGGUUCACUGAACUGAAACACUACAGCGAUGAACUGCAAUCUGUCAUCUCCCAUCUUCUUCGAGUCCGAGCUAGAGUGGCAGACCGACUCUAUGGUGUAUAUAAAGUGCAUGGGAAUUAUGGACGAGUCUUUAGCUGCAUGUGCAGGGAAAGUUGCACUGUUUACAGAAUGCUUUUCUUAACCAGGUAUGCAUCUUCUAUUGACGAUAUUUUGGAAGAUGAAGAACAUUAUGCAGAUCAGUUAAAAGAGUAUCUUUUUUAUGCGGAAGCACUGCGGGCUGUGUGCAGGAAGCAUGAACUCAUGCAGUACGAUUUGGAGAUGGCUGCUCAGGACUUGGCUUCCAAGAAGCAGCAAUGUGAGGAGCUGGCUACUGGGACUGUGAGAACAUUCUCUUUGAAGGGAAUGACUACCAAGCUCUUUGGUCAAGAAACUCCAGAGCAGAGAGAAGCCAGAAUCAAGGUGCUAGAAGAACAGAUAAGCGAAGGAGAACAACAACUGAAGUCGAAAAAUCUGGAAGGCAGAGAAUUUGUGAAGAAUGCUUGGGCUGAUAUUGAGCGCUUCAAAGAACAAAAGAACCAUGAUUUGAAGGAGGCCCUCAUCAGCUAUGCGGUCAUGCAGAUCAGCAUGUGCAAAAAGGGAAUUCAAGUUUGGACCAAUGCUAAGGAGUGCUUUAGCAAGAUGUAAACCUGUGGAAUGCAUUUCUCUUCAAUCAAAGUGCCCCAAAGCAGAAGCACAAGUCAAUAAAAGGAGUUUAAGUUGCUACCCAAAGUACACAUAAGCAUACCAUAAGUUGAGUACAUUCAACGGUCUUUCACUGAUUGUAGUUGUGUGACUAUAGCACACACACACACACAAAAUGUAUUUUAAUAAGAAUUAAAUAUUGCAGUUGAGGUUUGGGGGACUGGUGCUGAUUCCAAAAAGUCAAUUUGAUAAUAAACACCACAGAUUGCUUGUCAGGCUUCUGAACCAAUGACUGAAUGUCAGGAUGCCCCUAGUCUCUAGGUGUUCAUUUCCGUGCCAGCUGUCUCGGAUCUGUGAUACAGGGAUGUUUUUCCUAAGACCGAAUGCCUAUCUUUUCUCGGGUAAGAUUCACCUAUCUGUUACAAGGGGUUAUUUUUCUUGCCUUAUAGUUGAGCCGUUUGGUUUGACAAAGAUCAGCAGAAACUUAGUAUGAAAUCUAAGAUGUUCGCCCAUAUUCAUUGAAGCCCCCUGUAACAUUUGCAGACACUAGAAAAUGCCUUCAAUUUGUGUUUUACCAGAAUUUUGAUACUGGCCAAAAAUUUUAUACUGCCAACAACGACGACUUCUCAGCUAUAUAAUGGAAUAAAUACAUUGUUGUGAUCUAGAAAUCACUAUAUAGAAAGUUUUAAUUGAUUGUCUUACAUAUGAAAAUGCUUCUCAAAUAAUUCUUCACCUCAGUGAUGAGUCUGGAUGUACUCUGCAUGGCUCUGUGCACACGGCACUCCAGGGUACGAGAUGUGUGUACUCAGCAAUGCGUCUCCCUGUCUCCAUCACUAACACCUCCUUUCUAUUGCCUGGCUAUGGUUUGUGUAAAGAUAAAUUAUAUAUUGUGUGUGUGUACACGUGUGCGUGUGUGUUUGUGGUAUAUGUUCAAAAUCCAAGCACCCUUAUUUUGCGAGCUUUGCAGAAUCUUAAAUGUAUACUCAUUGUUUCUAAUUAUGUAAAAAAAAGUUUAGCAUAUGACUUUUUUACAUGUUUAAAAUGUUGCUGGAUUUUGUGCUGUUUGCCAAACUUAGACAAUAAACAAAUGAAGUAUUGUGCUGGUU